Messenger RNA from Didymodactylos carnosus, 2998 nucleotides. The record is from the annotation of a GenBank genome assembly. NCBI's taxonomy places the organism in Eukaryota, Metazoa, Rotifera, Eurotatoria, Philodinida, Philodinidae.
CCAGAAAGUUAAGAAAGGAGAGAGUCAAAGUAAGAAAGAGAAUAAGGAGAAAAUUAAGAAUACAGUAUUAAGACCAGAAAAUUCCAGAUAUAAUUUGAGAAUCAAAGAAAAAGUUGACUAUUCAAAAUUUAAUAAAAAAUUAAUAAAAAAUAAUUCUUUUUCUAUGAUAUAAUCUUAACGUGCUGUUAUUAAUUUUAGAUUUUGGUUGUUCUAAUCUUUGUUUGUUCUAUAACAUUUGUUUUUAUUGACAACUACUGAUGAAGAUUUUUAUUAAUCGAAACGUUUAGUUAAGCAAUAUAAGUAAACUACGAAGUAAACAGGAAGAAAUAAAAGAAUUAUUAAAUAUUAUCAACUUCGUUACAUAGUAAACAGUAAAAAGACGCAAGAAAAUGUUCAUUUGUUGGCCACACUGAGUACUGAGUAUGUAUAAAUGAAUACAUCGGUAAACGAUGACUAUAAAAAACUCUUUUUUCCAAUUAUUUUUGCCACCAUUAAUCUGAUUCCUGUUGAUUUUCCAAUUGUUUUUCUAUAAACGACUAUCUAUGGAAUAUUUUUCUCAAAAAAAAUGUUUCCAAAAAAGCUACUGUAAUAGAAAAUCAGUGCAACAAACAGAUAUUUAAUCCUUUAAGUUUCGAAUUUGUUUGUUGAAUCAAAUUUGAUGAAACAGGGUAUAAACUAUAUAAGAAGGCAUUUAUAAAAGCUCUAUCUCGUUCAGAGACCGAAUCGGAUCUUAGGUGGAUGACCCGAAUCCGAUCUGAACAUUGUUUUACCCGAACCUGACGAGACCCGAAGUGAUACGAAAUUUUCAAAACUUGACCCGAAUGACCCAAAAAGUUUCACAGAGAUGUUAUGUAACAAACAUCAGUUUUUCUGCGGGUGUUUUGAAACGCUUAUACCUCGAUGAGCAAAAGUUAUGCAAAGCCCGGAGACGUUGCAUUUUCAAGAGAAAUGUCUGUUCUACAGGUCUAGCUACUUGGAAAAAUUACUAUCUUGCCAAAGAAAACUCAUGGAGAACUGGAAGUUGUCUUACUUUGUAGAGGAUGCUUCACUGAACUCUACUCAAAAACGCAAAAGAGUACCCACUUUAAGGUAGUGGCGCAACCAAGUUUUUGUGAUGACGGGUUCAAUCUCUAUUAAAGUGAUAGGGAAUAGAUAAGUUAACCGAAGAAAUUGACUAGAUUCAUGUCAGGCAAGAGAGACGCAACAAGAAAUUACUAAGAUUAUGUAUGACAAAAGUUCUUGAAGAUUGUUCAGAACUGUCGAAAUUUAGCGGUGGUAAGUAUAUUUACUACUGAGACUCAAUGAGUUAAGAAACAAUUUCUCGCUACCAGUAUUCAUAUCAAUUUGUUAGUUAUUAAAAAUGUGUCAGUUCCGUUUUUCAACUUGAAUCGUAGACUUUCAUUCAAAACGGUUCUCAAUUAUGAUAGUAUCAAUAUUUGAUCACACUUAUUUUUUAAAUACUAAACAAAUAUUUACAAAUAUUAAUAAGUUUUAUGUAAUUUACUUAUAAGAAAUGCAUAUAAUUUUAUUUUAUCUUUUAGAAAAAAUGAGCACUUCGAGAAAUAAUUCAAAUGCAUUUGGAGGCCCAGGUGCCUUGUCUAUUCAUGUUACAGAUGCGGAAACAAGUGCAGAAAAUGGAAGAAAAUUUACAAAAUAUAAGGUAGAAGUUCAACAUGGAGAUCAUGAAUGGGAAUUAUGGAAACGAUAUAAAGACUUUUAUAACUUUAAUGAAAAAGUAGGACCCAAUUUACGCCGUGUUCGUUCUGAGUUAAAACUUCCUGGUAAAAGACUAUUAGGCGAUUCAUUUGAACCGGAGUUCAUACUUAAACGACAACGUGGAUUAAAUGAUUAUGUUCAACAAAUUAUAUCCCUGCCACAACUUAUUAAUAUGCCUGAAACUAUUGACUUUUUUGGUCUGAAUAGUACACAGAAUCAAUCAUCGACAAAAUCAUCAAAUCCACCAUCAACAACAACAACAAAAAACGAUGAAGAAGACACAAAUAAUCAAGCUGAUACAAUACGAGUUAAUCUUGGUAGAUCAGAAAAAUCAUCAACAAAACCGGAUGAUUUCGAAUUUCAAAAGUGUAUUGGCAAGGGUUCUUUUGGAAAAGUUUAUUUAGCCCGACACAAAGUUGAAGAUCAAAUAUAUGCUGUGAAAGUUGUUAGUAAAGCAUUAAUUAAACGUAAACGAGAAGAACAUCAUAUAAUGGCUGAACGUGAUGUAUUAGUUAAAAAUUGUCGUCAUCCAUUUUUGGUCUCAUUACAAUAUUCAUUUCAAACUCCUGAUAAACUUUAUUUUGUCAUGGAUUUUGUCAAUGGUGGUGAACUAUUUUAUCAUUUGCAACAAGAACGAGCAUUUAAUGAACAACGAACGAGAUUUUAUGCUGCUGAAAUUACAAGUGCUGGUCAUAUACGUUUGACAGAUUUUGGAUUAUGUAAAGUAAUGCUGUCUACUGAAGGUCGAGAAGGCCGAACAGCGACAUUUUGUGGUACACCAGAAUAUCUCGCACCGGAGGUAUUACGACGUGAAGCGUAUACAAAAGCUGUUGAUUGGUGGUGUUUGGGUAGUGUGACAUACGAGAUGUUAUGUGCUAGGCCACCGUUCUACAGUCGCGAUGUAAAUGAGAUGUACGAUUAUAUACUAAACCGUCCACUUCGUUUCGUUGGUAAUGUCUCAGAACGAGCACGAAAUUUAAUUGAACAAUUACUUCGAAAAAAUCCAGCUGAAAGACUUGGUUCGGGUCCAGAUGAUGUUGGUGAAAUUAAGCGUCAACCAUUUUUUGAUCAGAUUGAUUGGGAAAAAUUGGAAUUAAGAAAAAUUCAACCGCCAUGGAAACCGCCUGUGUCUGGUCCAUCGGAUGUCAAUCAAGUGGAUACUGUUUUUACUCAAGAAUUAGUUUCACCAUCAGUACAAGAACGGUAUCUUGGAAGUGUGACAAAUAAAGAUCCAAUGUUUAACGGUUUCACCUAUCAACCGGAAACACACAUGAAUUCUUGA